UCCGGAUGUUCCCCCCCAGUAGCGAAAUAGCAAGCAGCAGCGGCAGCAGUGUGUGAAUGUGGCAAUCGAGGUAGACAGGGAGGGGUGGAAAUACUGACCGGACCGGGGUGGUUCUAAUUUUUGGGUCCUGUUUUGCUUUAUUUUUUGUUUCUUGUACCGCCAAGCCAUUACGGUUGAUACCACGCGACGUUUAGGAACUUGUUUGUGGGGCUGCAGAGCCGGUUGGCGCUUUUCUUCGGGACCAAGUGCUGUCGUUGUGGAAAUAGUCCAGAAGAAAGAAGGGAAGGCAGGAACAACAUGGGGCGAUAAUAAAAAAAAUGUGUUGUGUAGCGGACCGAUGAUGACUCUCUGGGAGGACCCUUGAAGCCUAUUUAUUUUUUUAUUUAUUACCCAUUUUUACCCCUACCCCCUGUAUCCUCUUUUGUAUUAUUCCCACCUUGUUAGUUUGGGAGAUUUUUUUUUUAAAGGAAAAGGCAACGUUACAAGCGGACUGAAGGAUGGAUCAAGCCGGCAUCCUAAGAAACUUUAUCCAGAGGGUGAAGGCCAUGAGCAAACUGGACGAGGACAGGGCAGAGGACAACUUCGGCAGCGACUUUAUGCGGUUGCGGCGGCUAUCGACCAAGUACCGAACGGAGAAGAUCUACCCCACCAACGUAGGAGAGAGGGAAGAAAAUGUGAAGAAGAACCGAUACAAAGACAUACUGCCAUGUAAGUCGUGGUUCAGCCUCCAACAAAGCUCUUAAUGUAGAUUUUCUUCU
Messenger RNA from Poecilia latipinna (sailfin molly), 758 nucleotides. Its product is annotated as tyrosine-protein phosphatase non-receptor type 12-like. Gene Ontology annotation, molecular function: non-membrane spanning protein tyrosine phosphatase activity. Gene Ontology annotation, biological process: protein dephosphorylation. The record is from RefSeq and is a predicted model, not a curated record. The transcript has 2 exons. NCBI's taxonomy places the organism in Eukaryota, Metazoa, Chordata, Actinopteri, Cyprinodontiformes, Poeciliidae. Gene Ontology annotation, cellular component: nucleus; cytoplasm. The coding region runs from base 498 to 743 and encodes 81 amino acids.